UCGAAUAUCCUACAAUCAAAAUGAUGAAGUUGAUUGCUGUUGUCUUUUCUGCUGUCUUGACCCUUUCGACUGCCGCCCCUAAACCAGGUUUAGUGGCUGCUUCUUACAGUUCACCUGUAUUAGCUAGUGCUCCAGUCGUACACGGUGCUCCAGUAGUAGCUAGUGCUCCAGUAGUAGCUGCCGCUCCCGCUGUAGCCUACUCUUCUCCAUUGGCUUAUUCUUCUGGAUACGUAGCCCCAACAGUUGCUCAUCAUGUCGCUCAUCCGGUAGCUCCAGUAGCCUACUCCUCGUAUGCAGCCCCAGUAGCUCAUUUGGUUUGAAGAUUACGUUUGAUGUUUUAUACUUGACAUAUUGA
This is a messenger RNA of Aethina tumida (small hive beetle), 355 nucleotides long. RefSeq names its product cuticle protein 16.5-like. The transcript has 2 exons. The coding region runs from base 21 to 320 and encodes 99 amino acids. NCBI's taxonomy places the organism in Eukaryota, Metazoa, Arthropoda, Insecta, Coleoptera, Nitidulidae. The record is from RefSeq and is a predicted model, not a curated record.